Messenger RNA from Mirounga angustirostris (Northern elephant seal), 11059 nucleotides. It is a transcript of the gene HOOK3, whose product is annotated as hook microtubule tethering protein 3. NCBI's taxonomy places the organism in Eukaryota, Metazoa, Chordata, Mammalia, Carnivora, Phocidae. The transcript is spliced from 22 exons. The coding region runs from base 221 to 2377 and encodes 718 amino acids. Gene Ontology annotation, biological process: cytoskeleton-dependent intracellular transport; cytoplasmic microtubule organization. The record is from RefSeq and is a predicted model, not a curated record. Gene Ontology annotation, cellular component: cytoplasm; centrosome. Gene Ontology annotation, molecular function: dynein light intermediate chain binding; microtubule binding.
CGGCGGGCGCGCGGUCCCGCGUGAAAGGAGAAGGAGGGGCAGCGGGGGUGACGGUGCGAGAGCUGCUGGCAGCGCCCGGGCGGUAGUCGGCGGCCCGGGCCCGAGGAGAAGGUGGGCCGGAGGCCAGGUCAGCUGCCCGGACCCUCCGACGCAGCCCCAGACCGAGCGGCAGCGGUUUCUGUUGAGGUGGGGAGGCGCUGCCAAGCCCCAGCUAGGGAAGAUGUUCAACGUGGAGUCGGUGGAGCGGGUGGAGCUGUGCGAGAGCCUUCUCACUUGGAUCCAGACAUUUAAUGUGGAUGCACCAUGCCAGACUGUAGAAGAUUUAACGAAUGGGGUUGUGAUGGCCCAGGUUCUUCAAAAAAUAGAUCCUGCAUAUUUUGAUGAAAAUUGGCUAAACAGAAUCAAAACCGAAGUAGGAGAUAAUUGGAGGCUAAAGAUAAGCAAUUUAAAGAAAAUUUUAAAGGGAAUCCUGGAUUAUAAUCAUGAGAUUUUAGGACAGCAAAUUAAUGACUUUACCCUUCCUGAUGUGAAUCUUAUUGGAGAACAUUCUGAUGCAGCAGAGCUCGGAAGGAUGCUUCAACUCAUCUUAGGCUGUGCUGUGAACUGUGAACAGAAGCAAGAGUACAUCCAAGCCAUUAUGAUGAUGGAGGAAUCUGUUCAGCAUGUUGUCAUGACAGCCAUUCAGGAGCUGAUGAGUAAGGAAUCUCCUGUCUCUGCUGGAAACGAUGCCUAUGUUGACCUUGAUCGCCAGUUGAAGAAAACUACAGAGGAACUAAAUGAAGCUUUGUCAGCAAAAGAAGAAAUUGCUCAAAGAUGCCAUGAACUGGAUAUGCAGGUUGCAGCAUUGCAAGAGGAGAAAAGUAGUCUCUUGGCAGAGAAUCAGGUAUUAAUGGAAAGACUUAAUCAAUCUGAUUCUAUAGAAGAUCCUAACAGUCCUGCAGGAAGAAGGCAUCUGCAGCUCCAAACUCAGCUGGAACAACUCCAAGAAGAAACAUUCAGACUAGAAGCAGCCAAAGAUGAUUAUCGUAUUCGCUGUGAAGAGUUAGAAAAGGAAAUCUCUGAACUUCGGCAACAGAAUGAUGAACUAACCACUUUGGCAGAUGAAGCUCAGUCUCUAAAAGAUGAAAUAGAUGUUCUUAGACAUUCUUCUGAUAAAGUGUCUAAACUAGAAGGCCAAGUGGAAUCAUAUAAAAAGAAGCUAGAAGAUCUUGGUGAUUUGAGGCGUCAGGUUAAACUCUUAGAAGAAAAGAAUACUAUGUAUAUGCAGAACACUGUCAGUCUAGAGGAAGAGUUAAGAAAAGCCAAUGCAGCUCGAAGUCAACUUGAGACAUAUAAGAGACAGGUAGUAGAACUACAAAAUAGAUUAUCUGAAGAAUCGAAGAAAGCAGAUAAAUUAGAUUUUGAAUAUAAGCGGCUAAAAGAAAAAGUUGACAGUCUUCAAAAAGAAAAGGAUAGGUUAAGAACAGAAAGGGAUUCUCUGAAGGAAACCAUUGAAGAGCUUCGUUGUGUACAGGCUCAAGAAGGACAGCUCACAACUCAAGGGUUAAUGCCUCUGGGAAGUCAAGAAUCUUCAGAUAGUCUGGCUGCAGAGAUUGUUACACCUGAAAUCAGGGAGAAACUUAUUCGUCUUCAGCAUGAGAAUAAGAUGUUAAAAAUUAACCAAGAGGGUUCAGACAAUGAAAAAAUUGCCUUAUUGCAGAGUCUUCUGGAUGACGCAAAUCUACGCAAGAAUGAACUGGAGACAGAAAAUAGGCUGGUGAAUCAGAGACUUCUGGAAGUGCAGUCACAAGUUGAAGAAUUGCAAAAAUCUUUACAGGAUCAAGGCUCAAAAGCAGAAGAUUCAGUUCUUCUAAAAAAGAAGCUUGAAGAACAUCUAGAAAAGCUUCAUGAAGCCAAUAAUGAAUUGCAGAAGAAGAGAGCCAUUAUUGAAGAUCUUGAACCACGAUUUAAUAACAGCUCCUUAAAAAUUGAAGAAUUACAAGAAGCUUUACGGAAGAAAGAAGAGGAAAUGAAGCAAAUGGAGGAGCGAUAUAAAAAAUACUUAGAGAAAGCCAAAAGUGUUAUCCGUACUUUAGACCCUAAGCAGAAUCAAGGAGCAGCACCAGAAAUACAAGCUCUUAAAAAUCAGCUCCAGGAACGGGACCGACUAUUCCAUUCUUUAGAGAAAGAAUAUGAGAAAACAAAAAGUCAAAGAGAAAUGGAGGAGAAAUAUAUUGUUAGUGCCUGGUACAAUAUGGGAAUGACCCUGCAUAAAAAGGCGGCUGAAGAUAGACUUGCUAGUACAGGUUCAGGGCAGUCAUUUCUGGCUAGGCAAAGACAAGCAACCAGCACAAGAAGAUCUUAUCCAGGCCAUGUUCAACCAGCCACAGCAAGGUAGACAAGUCUUGCCAUCAGAAUUAAACACCUGCAUUCAAAGCAUACUUCUGUUACAUAUGACAACAUUUCAGGAAAUUCAGCCAGCUUAUUUUUUGUCUCUUUUAUGUUGAUAUUCUUUCUCAUUUGAGGACUUUUUCUCUCCUGUAUCUAUAUUUUAGUUUCUUGGUUCUUUAUUUUGUAGUCCUUUCGGUUCCUUUUAAUGUGCCAAAAAUUUUUAAAUGCCCAAUUAAAAGUGUUGUAUAAUAGUGUAGUACUUUUCUUUGUAUGAAAAUGUCCUUUCCCCAAUGGUGUAGGCUUUGUAAUGAAUUAGAUUUUCUGCCAAUAAUUGAUAUACAAUUUAUAUUCUUUAUUGUGCCUCUGUGUUACCAUGCUUUAUAAGAAUGUCUUUGUUUAAAGGGAAUUAAUCUUUUUAUGAUGUAUUAUUCUGUGUUUUCAGUUGUUUUCCAAAUGCACUUCAAAUAACUUGCAUAUUUACUAUAUAAAAUGGUUGGCAAGUGCACUUUUUGCAAAGACAUAAAUACAUUGGCAGAGGUGCUAAUCAGAUGUUACCUAAGGCACCUGAUAGAUUUAUUUAGAGGGAAAAAAUGAGUUUUCCACAUUGUUUUAUAGGAAAUUAAAUUUGUCCGAAGAUUUGGAAACUAUUUUUAAAACAUACAUAAAAUUUCAUUAUUUCUUGCUAUCUUGUUUGCUGACAGAAGAUAAAUGCAUUGGUUAGGUUAUUUGGGGGGAAAUUACAGAAGAAAAAAAAUCAGGCAGUGCAUUAAUUUUUUUCUUGUUUUGGAAUAUCCUAGUAACUGAACAUCAAAUUCUAGCAAUGUGGCUGACAUUUAUAGCUUCAAUUGCCCUCCACAUCUAAAGGAUUUAUUUUUCAUGUACUUACAAGUAAUAGGUAGCCUUACCUUUGGGACAAUUUCCUUGUUGACUUGCAUCUCAUUUUACUUACUCUUCAAUAUAAACCCUUCAGUUUCUCAGUAAUUCCUAAACCUGACAUCCUAGUAUCAGUCAUUAAGAUCAAUAAGUAACUUCUUGUAUGUGAUGUUACAACAGGUCUCUUAACAUUUUUUCUUAAUUCUAUGUCCUAGUCCAAGACUUUGCUACUGAAUAGAUUCUCUUGGGUAUUUGGUUGCCUCAAAGUUCUUAGAUUUGUUGACAGAUUGUAAACCAUGUUUAUUUACAUUGAUGAAUGGCUGUCAAGUAAUAAUGAUUGUAAAGCACUUUGUAUAAAAGGUGCUAUAUAAAUGUGAAAUAUUAUUCAUUUGAAAAUGAAAUGCCUCUGCCUGACUUUCCAUAGUGACUUAAGAAUUUGGUCCCAAAUUAUAUUUAAGUUCCCCUCCAGCCUUUUUCUUGCAUCAUAGCCAAUUUUUUUUUAAAGCAAAAAGUUAUUGAAAUUAGGUUGAUUGGUUGGUUUUGGUUUUAGAUAGGUCAUCUAAUAAGAUUUUAUUUCAUGUACUUGCUAUUUGGAAGUUCAGGUUUCAUUUAGUCCUGUAUAUUAAAUAUAAAUGAAUAACACUAAAUCAAGCUACGUUAAUUAAGGAUUUUCAGAAACUAUAUUUAGGUGUUUGACUUUAAAUCCUUACUUUUUUUUUAAUAAGAAAAUUGACCUAAAAAUUAGUAGUGUUUUCAUUUGUCCUCAGAAACUGUACUUGAAGAAAGGUAUUAAGAGCAUACACAGAAAUGACUUCAUGCAUUGUGCUAAUUUUUUACAUUCAGUACAGAAGUCUGAGCGCAGUGUGAAUGCUUCUGCCUGAUAAGACUGUAAAGCAGGAAGAAUUUCUAAUAACAGAAAGAACCACAUGAGUAGAAUGCAUUGUGGGGCUUCAGGAGGCUAAGCAGACCUCAUCAAAAUAGUUUUAACGAUAAAAGAUUAAAAACUAGUUAAAAUGGUUCUACCCCUGCCCCCUUAUUUCACAAAUAGCAUAAGCAUUUGGCUGUUUUAAAACAGGACAUGAACACUAACUUUGGUAACAUUAAAAUUAUUUGGGAAUUAUACUACCUGCAGAAUAAUAUAGAUGAAAAUAAGAGUCUAUGAGCUAUUCAUUAAAUGGACUAUAUCCUAUGAGAUGAGAAGUUUUAAUUUUAGUUCUCUAUUUACUGCCCCAGUCCUGGUCUACCUGCGUACCUACCUACUCAGAUAUAUUUCUCUAAAUGGGAGGAAAAGGUGCCAGGCUUUUAGAAACAAGUUUGACUUAUUUUUCUAUGGCAUCUGUUGCAUGCUAUUAUUUUGGUGUUUACAGUCAUAACUUUCACUCUCCUUUACUGUACCUUUAUAGUUUAGUAUGUUACUUUCAUUACAUAGAAGAAAUUAUAUUUCUAAACAUUCUGAUGCUUUUUCAAAAUGCAGGAAUAAAACUUAGCUGUAGCAGUGACAACCCUGUUUCCCUUGCCCAGCUUUGGACAGGAUUUAGAAAUUGCUAUUUCUCCAGGAGUGAUUAAUAAUUUCUCAGGUGGUUUGUGAUGAUGCAUGCAUGGUCUCUCUGGAAGUUGAAAGCCAUUGGGCGCUUUAUUUAGAUGUGAGCUAUACAAUGCUAUAUUUUUACAAACUCCUUGUAUACAGUAGCUUCAUGAAGCCACAGUUCGCGUGGACAGUGGAGCUAGCCCUGGCCUCAGCAAUGGAGUAAGUACAGUGUUACUGCAUUAGGUUGGGGUGACCCAUCCCCGCAGUGUUGAAUUCUUAUCAACAAAAAGCUUAUUUUCUCUUUUCCUUCUAACCAGGGUAAGAAAAUACAAAGUAAAUAACUAAAGAAUAUGAAAGAAUAACAUUUAUGUUCUGCGGUGUAUAUUUACAAAGUUUGUAAUAAAAAAAAAAAUCCAACAAAUAUCAUAGUUUACCACAUAGAAAAAGAAUAAAUAAUACAACUGUACAUAUCUUAAAAGAGCUUCAAAAACUCAAUCAUACCUUUUUAUCAUUUGUCUAAUUAUUUGAUAAUAACCAAGAAAAAGAAGUCCCUAAAUUAAAGGACCCAUGUUCCAGAAUUGAUUAAGAUUGAAUUAUUUGUUUGAUAGCCCUAGCCUGGUAAAAUUGGCUUGUGGGAUGUGAGAUGAUUAGAUUUUAAUACAAUAAUUUUGUUGAAGUUUUAUUGUUUUGUGUUUAUAGUAAAAGUUCAGUUGUACAAAAUUAAGCUAGAUGUUCUCCAGUCAGAAAUAUUGGCUUUUCUAUCUCAUUAGUCCCUGCACAGGCAUGAAAAUCCACACUGUGCAAUAAGUGACUGCUCAGUGAAAGAUGAGUUAGGCUGAAGAAAAGGUAAUUUUAUUAGCUACUUUAUUCACAUCUCCUUUUCAGUAGCAGCUUUGUUUAUUUUUGUUAGCUAAUGAUAAAUAUUUUUGAGUGUCUCUUGCUCUCAGACAAGCAUUCAUCUUUUCAAGAUAACACCAUGUUAAAAAUUUGACAAAGUCUCUCCCAGUAUGAGAAGUAUCUUAAAACAAAAAUCUAAAUUUUUAAAAUUAUCUUAACUCUCUGCACUUAAUUUCCAAUUGUCUAGAUCUCAGGCUUUGGAGUGUUACAGUUAUCCCCAGUUGGAACAUGUGAGAUUAUCUGAAAAAGCAUCCACAACCCACAGCUAGUGUCAACCUAGGUAGUUUACAGCCCCGUGGAUAAGAACAACCGUGAUCCUAAAAUGAGAGGAAAGUGCUUGGUGUCUUGCUUUUUGCUAACUACAGAAUAACAUUAAGACAAAAUGCUUUUUGUUUUCUUUUCAUUAAACUAUGGAAGGAAACUUUGACUUCUUAGCCUUGUAUUAUGAAGGGAUUCUCAUCAAGUUGACGUAGCAUUAUACUUCUUCAAAGUCAAGCCAGUGUGAAACCCUGAAGUAGAUGAAGGAGUGUAUUAAACAAAAGAAAUGGGGUAUCAGAGUCUGAAAAUUAUUUUAGUGUGCUUUUUAUUUUCCCUUUUUAUAAGUUAAGGGGAUUUCCAAUCAAUAAUGAUAAUCUCUUUUUCUAUAGUCCCAACUGUCGAAACAGCAGCUUAUUUUGGUAGUUGUACAACCCAGUUUCAUUACAUUUAGAAAGGGCUUUCAGAGCUUAUUCUUUGUAACUAUAAUGAUUUUAAUAUUUUAUACCAUGAAGUUUUUAUAUGAGGAAGGCUAUUCUCAAUGUAUCUGUCAUCCAAUUUUUACUUUAUCUAUAAAGCAUAUUUAAAUAAUAAUUGGUGUAUGUUCCUUUUAUUGAAAAUUUUGAAAAAUGUUUUAUUGUCCAGUUUAAGCACAAUAAUUUUAUUCUAAAGUUUUAUAGUAAAAACUGUUCAUUUCUCAGAAACCCAAGAAACAAAAUAAUUUGCUACUGACACAGCUAAUUUCCGCCCUUCCCUAUUCCCUAAAAUCACAGAAGUAUUAAUAUUUAGCUUCCUUUUUAUAAAAUGAAGGACAGCACAAAUGUGAUGACAUCCAUCUCUUUUAAAUCAUUGAUUAUGUUCUUAGGAAGAAUGAAUGUAUGAUUAUGUUGUUGUUAAAUAGGCUUUUAUCAAUCCAAUCCAACUCACAUGUGUUAUCUAUGAAUAUAAAAACUUAACGAAGUUUAUUUAAUGUUAUCUUGAACUAUACUUGGAUUCUUCACAUUGCACUUAAAUUGAUAGAGAAAGGAACAUUAGUUUAUUUGAGAAACAAGAGACCUGAACCUAAUUAUGGCAAGUAUAUGAGUUUUGACAAUUGUAGGGGGUCUAUGCAUGUUUCCUAACAAUUAUGUGAUGUCUCUCCGUUAUUUUUCUGUUUUCCAGUAAUAUUCUAUAAGAUAGGUUUGUAUGCUGUAUUUAUAAAUGAGCAUUAAAAUCUGAGAAAAUAACAGAAGGCUGUUAAGGCAAAUCCAUUCCUAGAAAUUAGAAUGGAUUAUGGGGACAAGAAAUGGCCUCAUUGUAAACAAAUAACCAAGCAGAUGGAAGUACUAAUACAAUUUAAAAUAACACUGUCUUAAUAAGUGUUCCUAAAGUGAUAGUUUACAUAAAAUCUUCUGACUUUCUUAACAUGAUCAUUAAAUAAAGAAGAGUAGACAAAAAUAUAAUUUAUUUUCUAACUGUCCUUCCCUUCAGUGGGCAUUAACUGGGCAUACAAUAUUCACUAUACGUUUAUCAGUGGAGGGAAAAGCAUCUAUUUUCAUUCUGAAACUGUUACCCAUUUCUAAAUCUAAGAUAGUGACUUGAAGCCAUUAAGGAUACUAUGAUUUGAUAAGAUGAGAAGAAAUCUGUGGUGGCUGAAAAUUCCUACUGACUUCUCUAGAUCUGCUGCUUUAUCUAGUUUAUAUACCUUAGGCUCAAUUUUAUGUUUCUCCCUAAUUAGACAUAAUAGCCUCCCAACAAAAUUUUGUUUAAAUUGAAGGCAAGAGUAGAGAUUUAAAAAAAUAUAUUCAAGAGAGUUUUUAUGUACCUGAUAAAUUACCCCUAGGCUCAGAAUUAGAUCGUUAAGAGUCUUGAAGAUAAGUCAUGAGAAAAAGUAUCCAUAGCCUCAAACUUCCAGGCCCAUAGGGCUAUCAAAUAUCCUGAAUUAUAUCUACUCAGAGCUUAAAGGAAGAAUUAACUAUCAUGACAAAAGUAAUCUCAAAGUGAGAAAAGGGAAACUACCAAAGCAUGUGUUGCUUUAAUGUAUGUGGGGGGGACUUCUGAGCAGGUGUUACCACUUAAGAGAUCUCGAAGUUGACAAAGGAAAAUAAUUAGUUUAGCAAUUAUAUUGCUAAAAUUAAUAAAAGGGAUGCGUGUUUAUUCUUGUUGUACUUGGCAACCUAUGGGCAGUGAUUACUGUAUAUACAUUCUAUAGUGUGUUUAUGUCACUAUUAGAGGUGAGUGUCUUAAUAUUUACUGUUAUGUCUAAUCAUUAUGUAUUAUUUAUACUUUACUGCAAGACUCACAGCACUUUACUAAUAUUAGGUAAUUAUUUUUCUUCUACUUUUCUGUGGCAUUUUUGAUUUGUAUGUUUUACAAAAACUAGGGGUUUUUUUUCCCUUUUUUGGAGCACUCACUAAGAAAAGUGUAAAAGAUCACCCAAAGAAAUGGGCUCUGUACUCUUCCUGAAAUGUCUAAAGUGGGGUCUGAAAACCUAAGUCUAGAGAUCUAUUUGAAGCGGGAUUGGGGCUACUAGGCAUCAAUUACAUUUUAUAUUUCACAUUAAUAAGACUUUUAUAAGUCAAUACUCAUGAAACCAAGUUCUCUCAAAUGCCAACACACUUGCAACUUUUUGUCUUCUGGAGUUGCGUUAAUAAAAAGUAAACAAUCUUCUAGUUAGAACAUGUUCUAACCUUUGGUUUGCCUCUCUCCUAAAAUACAAACCUAUCAAUUGCCCUUCACUUUCUUUCAUAGUUUCUUCAUCAUUGCCUAGACCCAAGGACAGGAGAAAGAAAGCCAAGUUCCAGGAGCUCUGAAGUCAGAGAAUCUGCGAAAUGGUGGGGGUUAGCUGAUGGGAAAAGGCAGACACUACAGAUGGCAGAAUGCUACAGAAAUAUUCUUCGUUCUGCUGUAACAUGUGCUUAAUGAACUUGGCUAUUAAGUUCAAAUACAGCAAAGUUUUCAGCUUGUUCUGUUGAGAGGUGUCUUUAAGAGUUAGGACUCUUCCAUUUGUAACUGAAAUAUUUAUUGUUAGGUAAACACUGACACAUGAUUACUGCCAAAGAAUAGGGAGAUUUACUCAUAAGAACAGUCUCUUAGAGUUUUGUUUUGUGCUUUUACAUGAGAGAAAUAUAGUGUGAAAAGUUUCUGUAGUGUUUUCUUCUUCAUUCUGCUGAUGCUCUGCUGUUCUGGUGAUGCUCUUUGCUUAAGUCACCUAGAAGAGAGUAACACUGAAAUAGAGAAGUCUAGACCCUGACCUUUGAGGGAAGAUUUGCUUUUGUCCCCCUAAAGUAAAAAGUUAAAAAUGAAAUACACUCAUACACACACAGACAAAAUACAAUGUUUUGAAUAUCUACUAAUUAUUGAUUAAGUUCCCUUCUAAAUGUCUUUAUCAUCUAGUCAGUGGCUUUUUGCUAAUUUAGAUAAGAGUAGAUUCUAGACCUACAUUGUCCAAUUUGUUAGCCACUGGCCACAUGGUGAUUUAAAUUAUAAUUAUUAAAAUUAAAACUUUGGUUCUUCAGUCACCUAGCCACAUUUCCAGUGCUUAGUGCCACACAUGGAUAGUGGUUACCUUAUUGGACAGCAUAAAUACAGAACAUUUCCAUCAUUGCAGAAAAUGCUUUUUUACAGUGCUAUAAUGCCCAAAUAGAAAGAUAAAAUAAAAGUAUUCAAUUAACUUAUAAUAACUCUUAGCUUUCUUCAACUAUGGCAGUAAAAUCUGUUUUUCUUAUAAAAAUUAACACCAGCCCUUUUUAAAGACUUCGGAAAAAUCAAAACCCCAUUCCUUGAAACUAGUUUUCAAUAUAUUUUUAAACAGGUUUUCAGCACUUUACUUUUCAAGUGAUAUAAUUAAAUCAUUUCAUAAAUCAUAACAGUCUCUUCAGGCUUUUCUCCCCUUUUUUGUAGUCUUUCAAAUUGAUGAUACAUGGUUUCUAAUACAUAUAGAGCAGAAACCAGUGAAUUCUUAAUUUAUUUACAAAUAAAUAUUGUUAAACAUUUAUCCUUAUCUUCCAUUAUUUUUAAAAAUAUAUGUGGAUCUAAUGAAAGUGGCGGCAAAAGUUUGUUUAUGUCCCUUUAAACAUUUCUCCCUAACAUCACAUUUGAUUAUCUACUCCCUAAAGGCACAUCAUGAUCCAAAUUAUCUUUUUGGUUUUCCUCAUAGUGUUUCUUGCUCUUAAUAACUUAGAUUAUGAAUCAAGUUCAAUUUCAUGUAUAAAGCAAGCAUUUUAUUCUAGUGACUUAAACAUUUUUAGUAUCAUUUUACUUCUUAACAUAACGAAAAGGAUGUAUAUGGAUGCAUCUUUGAAUUUUUUAAUGAAAAUAAGGGACUAAUCAUAAUUGUUUUGAGUCAGCUUGGUGCUUAGUUAGAACUAUCCUGUUAGAAAGUCUUGAUGCUUGCCUCUUCCUUUUUAAAUAUUUUAAAUCAGGCAACAGACUCAAUCCAGUAGUGUCAAAUUCCAAGCAAAUUAUGAAAUUCUUAUUGCUCAAGUACAGAUGGAUAAAUGGUGUGAUUUGAGGUGGUUUUUUUUUUUUUUAAUUGUUGGCCUAAUUUAGUGUGUGUACUACAUAGACUCAUGUUAAGGGAAAUUUUCAUUAUGCUUGAAGUAAAUAGUAUUUUAGUAUAAAUACAGAAAAUGACUGUACACAAAUGCCAAUCAAUGAUUUGAGGCCUUGAGCCUUUCAUUUUUUAAUAGCCUUAGUUAUUUAAAAUUUAGUUGUACUAAAAUGUCAUUGCUGUCACUAACUUUGCUGUGUACAGGUUAUGUGUAAUUCAGAAUGCUUUGCACUUAGAAGAAUAAUUUCUAGGUUUAUCUUGUUUUGCAGUUUUCAUGUUUUGACAAUUGCCCCACCAUUUAUAACACCCAAUUUUUGGUUGUGUAAUGAGUGGUAAAAUUCAAACAUAUCUAAUAAUUUAAUAAUUUGCCUUAUUUUGAGUAAUAAAUUCUAUCAAAGAUUUGAGGUUAGAAAAAGGCUUUUUUUUCCUAUAGUAUUUUUUAAACUUUUCAGAUGAGCUGGAAAACACCUUAGUACAUUGGAGUUGGAGUUGUAUUGAUUACAGUCCCAGCUCUAAAGCCUUAUACUCAUGUCUUAAGUAUUAUUGAUUUUUCUAUGAAUUGUUGUUAGUUUCCUAUUUGGCAUCAUAGUUAUCCAUCUUGCAGU